This is a messenger RNA of Coprinopsis cinerea okayama7#130, 589 nucleotides long. Its product is annotated as RNP containing family member. The transcript is spliced from 5 exons. Bases 1 to 495 code for a protein of 164 amino acids. Gene Ontology annotation, biological process: RNA splicing. Lineage: Eukaryota; Fungi; Basidiomycota; Agaricomycetes; Agaricales; Psathyrellaceae. The record is from RefSeq and is a predicted model, not a curated record. Gene Ontology annotation, molecular function: mRNA binding. Gene Ontology annotation, cellular component: nucleus; exon-exon junction complex; cytoplasm.
AUGUCCGACGAUGAGAUGAACAUUGACGAGGUCGCUGCUGGCGGAGCAGUGAGGCGACGGGGACGUGGUUUCCAAUCAGGGGCAUCGGGACAUGAAGGCAAAGGGGGUGCGGACGCGACAUACGAUCGCGUCGAUACGGCACAGACAAGCGGAGACACUCGCGCGGCUCGAUCCGUAGAAGGGUGGAUUGUGCUCGUUACCAACGUCCAUGAAGAGGCGACAGAAGAGGAUGUUCAAGACAAGUUCUCAGAGUAUGGGGAAAUCAAGAACUUGCAUCUCAAUUUGGAUCGACGGACGGGUUAUGUGAAGGGAUACGCGCUCGUAGAAUACGAGACGAUGGCCGAAGCGCAGAACGCUAUCGACUCCGCGUCUGGAUCUACGCUUCUGGAACAAACGAUCCAGUGCGACUACGCGUUUGUUCGACCACCACCCACAGGGCCAAAGAAAGGCAGGGGACAGCGAGGCCGCAGUGCCAGUCCAGGCCGCCGAAAGUAGCCAGUCUUUGCGAUCUCUUCCUUGCUUUCUCGUAUUUGCUCGUUUUCAUGUAAUAUUUGAUGCCUAUUCUCGAAGAAUUUUGUAUUCUGCUGCA